CCAGCCCCCCCCCCGCCCUCGCCGUGCGGUUCCAUGGGACACGCGCUGUUGUUCUCUCCCGGGCAGCCGCGGGGAGGCGGAGGAAGAUGCCGGGGAAGCUGAAGGUCAAAAUCGUGGCAGGGCGCCAUUUGCCGGUGAUGGACCGCGCCAGCGACCUGACCGACGCCUUUGUGGAGGUAAAAUUUGGAAAUACAACAUUUAAGACAGAUGUGUAUCCCAAAUCACUUAAUCCUCAGUGGAAUUCUGAGUGGUUCAAAUUUGAAGUAGAUGAUGAAGAGCUACAAGAUGAACCUCUCCAGAUCACAGUUCUUGAUCAUGAUACCUACAGUGCUAAUGAUGCCAUUGGCAAAGUGUACAUAGAUAUUGAUCCUUUGCUCUACAGUGAAGCAGCUACAGUUAUUUCAGGCUGGUUUCCAAUUUAUGAUACCAUUCAUGGUAUACGUGGGGAGAUCAAUGUGGUGGUGAAAGUAGACCUCUUCAAUGAUUUAAACAGGUUUAGGCAGUCAUCCUGUGGAGUCAAGUUUUUUUGCACUACAUCUAUUCCUAAGUGUUACAGAGCAGUAAUAAUUCAUGGAUUUGUGGAAGAACUUGUAGUUAACGAGGACCCAGAAUACCAGUGGAUAGACCGAAUUCGUACACCGAGAGCAUCGAAUGAGGCUAGACAAAGACUUAUUUCACUCAUGUCAGGUGAAUUGCAAAGGAAGAUUGGCUUGAAAGUGCUUGAAAUGAGAGGAAAUGCAGUUGUUGGUUAUUUGCAGUGUUUUGAUUUGGAGGGAGAGUCUGGACUUGUAGUUCGAGCCAUAGGAACAGCCUGCACGUUGGAUAAAUUGAGUAACACAACAGCAUUUUUACCUGCAUGUAACUCCCCAUCCAAAGAAAUGAAGGAGAUUCCCUUCAAUGAAGAUCCCAAUCCCAAUACUCAUUCAUCAGGACCCUCCACCCCUCUGAAAAACCAAACCUAUUCCUUUUCACCUUCCAAGUCCUACAGUCGACAGUCCUCUUCUUCUGACACAGAUUUGAGUUUGACACCCAAAACUGCACCUUCCCCACAGGGACCUAGGAUUUUCCUGUUUCCCAGCUCCCCUACACUCUCUUGUGAUUCCCCACAUCUUAAAAAGUCCUGUCUCCUCCUCUCGGGGUCUAGCCAUAACCCUCUACACUCUAGCCAUGUCAGCCCAGUUGUUCUGAGGAAAAGUGUUUCUUUCACUGAAGAGCUACUUCUGGCUGCUUCUGGAAUGGGCAGUGGGAGUGCUGGAAAAGAAGGGGGGCCAUUCAAAACUCUUUUACGACAACAAACUCAAUCAGCUCUGGAACAAAGGGGAGGAUCGCCUCGUAGGUUCUGUAGAAGGCGGGAAUUUCCAUUUUUUACCUUGACGACCUUUCCACCAGGCUUUCUUAUCCACGUCGGUGGUGUUGUCAGCGCACGGUCUGUGAAGCUCCUGGAUCGCAUUCACAAUCCUGCCUUUGUCGGAAUUAUGGGUAACACAAGAUCAUACAAACUGCUAGACUGGAAUAGUUUCAAUUCAGAUGAACCAGAGACACGAGAUGCAUGGUGGGCAGAAAUCAGACAAGAAAUAAAAUCCCAUGCCAAGGCAUUGGGUUGUCAUGCUGUAGUGGGCUACAGUGAAUCAACUAGCAUUUGUGAAGAGGUCUGUAUUUUGUCCGCGUCUGGCACAGCAGCUGUACUGAACCCUAGGUUUCUUCAGGAUGGCACCAUGGAAGGCUGUUUGGAACAAAGGUUGUCAUGGCAGCCUGGCUUCUUUUCCAUAGGGUCAGAGAAGGGAGAGGUUGAUUUUUUUCCUCAGAGCCAAGAUAGUUCUUCUCUAUUAGGGAUUGAAGAAGCUUCACCACCAGGUUGUGGAUUUUGCCAUAUACCAUAUGAUGAAUUGAACAUGCCAUUCCCUGCUCACCUCACUUACUGUUACAACUGCAGGAAGCAAAAAGUUCCUGAUGUCCUUUUCACCACAAUUGAUCUUCCUGUAGAGGCAAUAGUUAUUGGGAAGGGAUGUCUUAUUCAAGCCAGGUUAUGCCGUCUCAAGAAGAAAGCUCAAGCUGAAGCAAACGCAACAUCGAUCAGUAAUCUCUUGCCAUUUAUGGAAUAUGAAGUGCACACCCAGCUGAUGAAUAAACUUAAGCUAAGAGGAAUGAAUGCUCUGUUUGGGCUGAGAAUUCAGAUCACUGUGGGUGAAAAUAUGCUAAUGGGGUUGGCAUCAGCAACAGGUGUGUACCUAGCAGCUUUGCCAACACCUGGUGGCAUUCAGAUUGCUGGGAAGACUCCAAAUGAUGGCACCUAUGAACAGCAUAUAUCUCACAUGCAAAAGAAAAUAAAUGACACAAUAGCUAAAAACAAGGAACUUUAUGAGAUUAAUCCUCCAGAACUACCUGAAGAAAUCAUUGGGUCUCCCAUUCCAGAGCCAAGACAACGUUCUAGGUUAUUAAGAUCUCAGUCAGAAAGCUCUGAUGAAGUUACAGAGCUAGACCUUUCACAUGGGAAAAAGGAUGCUUUUGUCUUGGAGAUUGAUGAUACAGAUGCAAUGGAAGAUGUACAUUCUUUACUGACAGAUGUUCCACCACCUUCUGGUUUUUACAGUUGCAACACAGAAGUUAUGCCUGGUAUAAAUAACUGGACACCAGAAAUUCAAAUGUUCACCGCAGUAAGAGUAUCCAGAUUAAGCAACAUUAAUCUAACAAAUCAAACACUUAAUAAGAACUUCAAUGAUCUCUGUGAGAAUCUGUUGAAGAGCUUGUAUUUUAAACUGCGAUCUAUGGUUCCCUGCUGCCUUUGUCAUGUAAAUUUUACAGUUGCUUUACCAGAGGAUGAAAUAGUGCAGAUUGCAGUCACAGCCGUUGCAAUUACAUUUGACAAAAACCAAGCAUUGCAAGCCAACAAAGCCCCUACAGAAAAAUCACAGCAAAGAGCAUCUACAGACAACGAAGAACAGCUACAAUUUCCAUUGGAACUUAGCUCUGAUCCCCUUGCUUCUCAACCAUUCUCACCAGCUAAAGAAAGCUGUUGUCCUGUACAACAUGACUCUGAUCAUAUAUUUCCUGUUGUCAUACUAGAAGUCCUGGAGGGUGCAAGUUCCCACACAGGUAUUCCUGCUGCUCAGAGAGUGAUGAAGUCCCAGUCAGGCAGUUGGUUCACAGCUGGGACAUCACCAGAAAUCGCAACGUCAGUUGAUUACAGUUCCUUUGCAGACAGAUGCAACAGCUGGAUAGAGCUCAUUAAACUGAAAGCUCAGACCAUAAGGCGCGGAUCAAUUAAGACAACUGCAUCACUUGAUAAAACAAGCCCGUUGGCUGAGGGAUACUUACGGCACCGUUCUGUUCCGUCAUGCACCAAUUCUACUGUCUCGGUUGUUAAGAUGACACCCCUUUCUUUUCUACCUCGGGCAAAAAUAACCAAAUAUCUUGGGAUAAUCAACAUGUUUUUUAUACGAGAAACCACUUCUUUGCGUGAGGAGGGUGGUGUCAGUGGUUUUCUCCAUGCAUUUAUUGCUGAAGUGUUUGCAAUGGUGAGAGCUCAUGUGGCAGCUUUAGGGGGGAAUGCUGUUGUCUCAUACAUAAUGAAGCAGUGUGUUUUUAUGGAGAAUCCAAACAAAAAUCAGGCCCAGUGUUUAAUAAAUGUAAGUGGUGAUGCAGUCAUCUUUGUAUGUGAAUCUGAGUUAGAAAUGUUACCAGUACAACCUUCUGCAGUUGUUUCUCAACCAACAAGUUCUGGAGGAGAUGUCACAACGUGAAGACAGAAAAAGUGAAAUAGGCUCUGCCAAAUAUAGAGAUUGUUUAUAAUGUGGGAAUGUUUAAGUUUGCAUCUUCAAAAUCAGUAUCUCCCCAUAACGUGAAGAGCCAAAAUCCAAGACAAUCACUCUACUUUGUCCUUUAUGUUAUAGUCAGGGCAGCUUAUUGGCAGGUAUGCUCUGAUUCUUCUGUUAUAAAUACAGACCCCCUUUGAAACCUAGACAGAAGAUGAAGCACUGAUUUGAAAGUAUGGAUUAAAAUAGUAGGUAUCACUUGCAACUGUGAAAGUAAACAAAAUUGUCACAUUUUUCAGCUUUUUAACAGGACCAUGACAAGUUACUCAGAACCAUCUCUGAGUUUGCAUAUUGAAUAAGCUGAUACUCAGCUCUGUUUAAAAAAUAAAAGAGGGGGUGAGGUGGGUGGAAGACAACUGAGAAGCUUGCGUUAGCAACAUUUGCCAAAGGAGCAAGGGAUUUGUGCACAGACUAAUAAACUGUGAGGUGGAGUCUGAACUUGUCUUAGAUGAUAGAGUGUGAAGAGGAAGAAGCUGUGCCAAAAGGUCACAGUUCAAAUUAUUUCUGAUACAAAAAUAUUUUUCAACUGUUUGUGAACUGCUGAUUUAUUUUAUUGUAUUUAAAUUAUUACUAUACAGUGUAUGUCUUGUGUGAUGUUUUGGGGUUUUUAUUGUUAAUUUUUGUUUUUUAAAAGUUGCCAGACCAUGAUGCUGUGUUCCUAGUCAUCCCCAUGGUUAAAAAAAACAACAAAACAAAAAACAACUAAAGAAAAAGUUCUGAAAUGUAUUAGGUGCUGUAAUAAGCUGUUCACCUUGAUAUUAACAAAAUAGAUCUUUUUUUUAUAUAAGGUUCCAUGAAACAAUUUUCCUUAGGCUCAUUUUCUUAAGGCAUGAUCUCUUGCAAGAAUGACAUAAACAGUCCUCCAAAAGUCAGUUAUACACAGGUAUGCUCCAGACUCCUUUUCAUGUAAUCAGUUGGAAAUGCCUGGCUAGUUGGAGAUUGUUGUAUGUUUGUGAUGCUGAUUUCUGCAAGUUAGUUUUGGGGGAUUUUUUCCAGUACAGUAGCUGGGAAAUGAGGGUACUGCUAAGAAAGGAAAUUUGUCAUUUCUGGUAAAUGUCUGAAAGGCAGUGAUGUUUUAAUGUAACAAAUGCAAACUUUGAUCUGAAGAUGCAUUCUUACUUAAUUCUGACAAUUACCCUACAUGGAACUUGAACAAACAUGUAAACUUGAAUGUAAAUACUCUGCUUAGUGUUGAGAUUAAGCAAUGGCAUGAUUAUUUGUUAAAGCUAAUUAUUUCAUUGUAAAUGAGCAUGAAAAUAAUUCUUGCACAAUAAAUUUCUGUAUAAAA
Messenger RNA from Apus apus (common swift), 5100 nucleotides. RefSeq names its product C2 calcium dependent domain containing 5 (gene C2CD5). Gene Ontology annotation, biological process: intracellular protein transmembrane transport; positive regulation of D-glucose transmembrane transport; protein localization to plasma membrane. Bases 87 to 3740 code for a protein of 1217 amino acids. The record is from RefSeq and is a predicted model, not a curated record. Gene Ontology annotation, cellular component: plasma membrane. Gene Ontology annotation, molecular function: calcium ion binding; calcium-dependent phospholipid binding. NCBI's taxonomy places the organism in Eukaryota, Metazoa, Chordata, Aves, Apodiformes, Apodidae. The transcript has 30 exons.